AGCCUUGGCAUGGCCCUCUGGCUCCUCACUCUGCUAGCUCCAUGGCUAGCCCUGUGGAUGCAUCUCCAACAGGCCAUGACGGUGGGUUGGGUCCCCACCGGAGAAAACGGACAACCUUCAGCACAGGGCAGCUGCUGGAGUUGGAGCGGGUGUUUGCAGCACGACCAUAUCCUGACAUUGGCACCCGUGAGCACCUGGCCCGGGUCACCUGCCUUCCUGAGGCAAAGAUACAGGUGUGGUUCCAGAACCGGCGGGCCAAGAGAAUCAAGAAUAGGAAGCCAGGAGGCCCGAGCCCCAGGCCUGAGCUCCCCCAGAGACCCUGUUCUCCUCCACAUACCCUCCAGCAACCCCAGGAUCCCCAAACACGAGGCCAGCUUCCACACUCUAACAGCACGCCUCAGUGCACCUCAGCGUGUCGACGUGCCUCCUGUCCGGCUCCUGGCUUGGGUCCAGCGCAGGGCCAGGUGGGGCCUAAAGCUAUAGCCCCAUGGGGAACAGCUGGGGCUUCAUGGGUUCACAUUUCUUCAGAGAGCUCUACGCCACAGACUUCACUAGGCAGCCUGUCUGACCUGAUCUAUGUCUCAGCCACUGUCAUGGACCUGGACCACUCCUAAUCUAGGUCCAGAACUUGCAAGCCCCCUCCCCUGGCUCCUGUUGCCCACUCUGCCCCUUAGGACACAUGAGAAGUGAGCCCAUGAGAAUGGAUCCGUGCUCCUUCUUUACACAAGGGCGUUCUUACGGGGAGGAAGUUGAGCUCAGGGAUCCCUCCCUGCCACUGUCCUCCAGGCCUAUGGAGUGACUAGGACCUGGCACCUGCUUCCCAGCACUCGGAAUCUCCUGGGGCACAGGCCCAAAGUCUUGGCAAGAGGGACCUUCAGAGGGAUGAGGUGGGGGCUGUUUUCUACCUCUCUUGUCAGGCCUGGUCCCCAAUUCUUCUCACCCCAGCGGAUGACACGUCCUCCCUCUAAAGCAGACGGGGCAGCCGCCCCUCACUUUCAGGCCAGUACCUAACUAACUGCUAAGUGAGCUAGAUCAGUGCUGAUCCUAAUUCUACACUGCUGGGGACCAACCCUUUUGUAGUUCAGGGCCCCCUCUCCUGACCUCCCAUCACUUGGAGAAAUUAAUCAGAACCAUGGAUCUGAAGAGGAAGAAAUUAUUAAAGUAAAUCAAGUAGAAAUAGGAGCCUGGGGUUUACACUGAUUUAAUUUUCAUAAAGAUCAGAUCGGCUGCCUCUGAUGCGGGGCUGUGGAGACAGCCUGACAGGUUAUAGAGGGAGUGGGAGUAUGCUCGUGGCAGCACUGGGUUUUGGUAUCACCAUCAUCUGUAAUACCAACUAAUCUCCAAAUAAAACCCAAACUCUGUACCUUAA
Hipposideros armiger (great roundleaf bat) is the source of this 1369-nucleotide messenger RNA. RefSeq names its product SEBOX homeobox (gene SEBOX). NCBI's taxonomy places the organism in Eukaryota, Metazoa, Chordata, Mammalia, Chiroptera, Hipposideridae. The record is from RefSeq and is a predicted model, not a curated record. The transcript is spliced from 3 exons. Gene Ontology annotation, molecular function: DNA binding. The coding region runs from base 42 to 614 and encodes 190 amino acids.